AUGGCUAGCAAUAGCAAAUACAAUAAUUAUUUUAAAUUUGAAAAAAAUAAAAUUUCUUGCCAACAAGAACAUUGUGACUAUUUUUAUGCACCAAAAAAUCAAUAUGGGUUUCCAACAACUUCUUUGCGUAAACAUUUAGAGCGUAGGCAUCCAUCAGUGUUUUCUGAGCUCCUCCAAUCCGAAAAAUCAGAAAAAGAGAUGGAUGAAGGAGCAGAAAAACUUAAACAAACAAGUUUGAAAAGGAUAUUUUCUGUUUCUGCCGGUUCGGCUUCAACUUCCCAAGCAAUGACAUCAACAAAACAACCAAGAAUUGAGGAUGUGUUUAGUAAGAAUUUAGUCGUUUUUAAUAUUUAUAAAUUUUUAUCUAAGAACAAUGGGCAGCCGACGGCGAAAUGA
This is a messenger RNA of Meloidogyne enterolobii, 396 nucleotides long. The record is from the annotation of a GenBank genome assembly. Lineage: Eukaryota; Metazoa; Nematoda; Chromadorea; Rhabditida; Meloidogynidae.